GCAGACGGGCCGCUCCGCAGCGCUCGGCGCCCGCCCGCCGCCCGCCUGGCCUCCGGCUCUCCCUCCCUCCCUCCUGUCCCUCCCUCCCUCCCUCCUUUGCGCUGCUCGCUCCCUCGCUCGCCCUCAGCGCAUGGGCCCCGCGCCGGGCCCCGGGGCCUCGGGCCGCCGGGACGCCGGGGUCCCCUAGGCCGGGGCGUGGGCGGGGCGGCCGGCCUGACGCAGCUCUGCACCCCCUACCACCACCAGGGCCGGCGGCGGCGGCUGCCCCGAGGGACGCGGCCCUAGGCGGUGGCGAUGGGGACCGCCCGGAUCGCACCCGGCCUGGCGCUCCUGCUCUGCUGCCCCGUGCUCAGCUCCGCGUACGCGCUGGUCACAUUCACGGGAGUGGCUGGGCUAGGCACACCAAGCUGCUCCCGACUCCUUUUCUCCCAAGUCAGAGGACAGAGGCUCAGACCCCUCAGCAGCCACCUGCUCAGGGUGGAUGCAGAUGACGUCAUGACUAAAGAGGAACAGAUCUUCCUGCUGCACCGUGCUCAGGCCCAGUGCGAAAAACGGCUCAAGGAGGUCCUGCAGAGGCCAGCACAGCUGACAGCCAUCAUUACCACCCUGGUUUCUCCAGCCGACAUAAUGGAAUCAGACAAGGGAUGGACAUCUGCGUCCACAUCAGGGAAGCCCAGGAAAGAUAAGGCAUCUGGGAAGCUCUACCCUGAGUCUGAGGAGGACAAGGAGGCACCCACUGGCAGCAGGUACCAAGGGCGCCCCUGUCUGCCGGAAUGGGACCACAUCCUGUGCUGGCCACUGGGGGCACCAGGUGAGGUAGUGGCUGUGCCCUGUCCGGACUACAUUUAUGACUUCAAUCACAAAGGCCAUGCCUACCGACGCUGUGACCGCAAUGGCAGCUGGGAGCUGGUGCCUGGGCACAACAGGACGUGGGCCAACUACAGCGAGUGUGUCAAAUUUCUCACCAAUGAGACUCGUGAACGGGAGGUGUUUGACCGCCUGGGCAUGAUUUACACCGUGGGCUACUCCGUGUCCCUGGCGUCCCUCACCGUAGCUGUGCUCAUCCUGGCCUACUUUAGGCGGCUGCACUGCACGCGCAACUACAUCCACAUGCACCUGUUCCUGUCCUUCAUGCUGCGCGCCGUGAGCAUCUUCGUCAAGGACGCGGUGCUCUACUCUGGCGCCACGCUCGAUGAGGCUGAGCGCCUCACCGAGGAGGAGCUGCGCGCCAUCGCCCAGGCGCCCCCGCCGCCUGCCACCGCCGCUGCUGGCUACGCUGGCUGCAGGGUGGCUGUGACCUUCUUCCUUUACUUCCUGGCCACCAACUACUACUGGAUUCUGGUGGAGGGGCUGUACCUGCACAGCCUCAUCUUCAUGGCCUUCUUCUCAGAGAAGAAGUACCUGUGGGGCUUCACGGUCUUCGGCUGGGGUCUGCCCGCUGUCUUCGUGGCUGUGUGGGUCAGUGUCAGAGCUACCCUGGCCAACACCGGGUGCUGGGACUUGAGCUCCGGCAACAAAAAGUGGAUCAUCCAAGUGCCCAUCCUGGCCUCCAUUGUGCUCAAUUUCAUCCUCUUCAUCAAUAUCGUCCGGGUGCUCGCCACCAAGCUGCGGGAGACCAACGCCGGCCGGUGUGACACGCGGCAGCAGUACCGGAAGCUGCUCAAAUCCACGCUGGUGCUCAUGCCCCUCUUUGGCGUCCACUACAUCGUCUUCAUGGCCACACCAUACACCGAGGUCUCAGGGACGCUCUGGCAAGUCCAGAUGCACUAUGAGAUGCUCUUCAACUCCUUCCAGGGAUUUUUUGUCGCCAUCAUAUACUGUUUCUGCAACGGUGAGGUACAAGCUGAGAUCAAGAAAUCUUGGAGCCGCUGGACACUGGCACUGGACUUCAAGCGCAAGGCACGCAGCGGGAGCAGCAGCUAUAGCUAUGGCCCCAUGGUGUCCCACACAAGUGUGACCAACGUCGGCCCCCGUGUGGGACUCGGCCUGCCCCUCAGCCCCCGCCUACUGCCCACUGCCACCACCAACGGCCACCCUCAGCUGCCUGGCCAUGCCAAGCCAGGAGCCCCAGUCCUGGAGACCCUCGAGACCACACCACCUGCCAUGGCUGCUCCCAAGGACGAUGGGUUCCUCAACGGCUCCUGCUCAGGCCUGGACGAGGAGGCCUCUGGGCCUGAGCGGCCACCUGCCCUGCUACAGGAAGAGUGGGAGACAGUUAUGUGACCAGGCGCUGGGGGCUGGACCUGCUGACAUAGUGGAUGGACAGAUGGACCAAAAGAUGGGUGGUUGAAUGGUUGCCCACUCAGGGCUGGGGCCAAGAGGAAAAACAGGGAAAAAAGAAAAAAAAAAGAAAAAGAAAAAUGAAAA
Molecule: messenger RNA, 2367 nt
Organism: Symphalangus syndactylus (siamang)
Lineage: Eukaryota; Metazoa; Chordata; Mammalia; Primates; Hylobatidae
Gene: PTH1R
Product: parathyroid hormone 1 receptor
Biological process (GO): adenylate cyclase-activating G protein-coupled receptor signaling pathway; cell surface receptor signaling pathway; intracellular calcium ion homeostasis
Cellular component (GO): plasma membrane
Molecular function (GO): peptide hormone binding; G protein-coupled peptide receptor activity; parathyroid hormone receptor activity
Source: RefSeq, a predicted model, not a curated record